Molecule: messenger RNA, 6124 nt
Organism: Alosa alosa (allis shad)
Lineage: Eukaryota; Metazoa; Chordata; Actinopteri; Clupeiformes; Clupeidae
Gene: dab2ipb
Product: DAB2 interacting protein b
Biological process (GO): regulation of GTPase activity
Source: RefSeq, a predicted model, not a curated record
GUAGCACACUGAAGAGAGAAACAACAUCACUCUCCCGACAACGCUACUCAGGCUUAAUGCGCUCCAAUACUUACACACACACAUACACACACAGACACACACACACACUCAGAGAGUCAAAGAUGCACAGCCAGGACAGCGUGUCGUCUGAUUCUUUAGCAGACAUGGCGGGUCCUCCUGGUCACUGGAUCUCCUGUGGUCACCCCUGUGCUGACCGGGCCGUGUGGAACCCGAGGUACUGCGUGCUCACCGACAGCCAGAUGCUGCUGCUUGACAAGGAGGAGGUCCAUCCCUUGCUUCUUCAGAACAGACGAAUGGACUCUAAGGUCCGCCUACUGCGUCGCACCAUUAGUGUUCCUGUGGAAACACAGUUCCCAGAGUUCCACAAUCAGCUGUCCACAGAGAGUGACUCUCCUCCGGAGAGGACCGGUCGGAGGAGGAGUAUGCCAGGCUCCGAUAAAGUCCUGCCCAACAUGGAGCCUGCUGCUGCUGCAACACCCUUCAGAGUCACCGGCUUCCUGAGUCGGCGGCUGAAGGGUUCUAUCAAGCGCACGAAGAGCCAGCCCAAACUGGACCGCAACAGCAGCUUCAGACACAUCCUGCCUGGGUUCAGAGGAGCCGACAACGACAGAUCCCAUCUGAUGCCGAGGUUGAAGGAGUCUCGCUCCCACGAGUCGUUACUGAGCCCCAGUAGUGCAGUCGAAGCUCUGGACCUCAGCAUGGAGGACGAGGUGCUCAUCAAACCUGUGCACACCAGCAUCCUGGGACAGGACUACUGCUUUGAGGUGACUACAUCGACGGGCAGUAAGUGUUUCUCGUGCCGCUCAGCCGCUGAGAGGGACAAGUGGAUGGAUGGAGGGUGGGGCAGGGCACAUAAUAGGAACAAAGACAAUUGUCGCCGGGUGGAGAACAUGCUCCGGCUGUGGAUCAUCGAGGCCAAGGACCUGCCGGCCAAGAAGAAGUACUUCUGCGAGCUGUGCCUGGACGAGAGCCUCUACGCCCGCACCAGCUGCAAGCUGAAGGCCGACAACGUCUUCUGGGGCGUAGCAGAAGCCUUCCAACCGCCGUCGGUGAAAGCAGUCAUUCACCUCUACAAGGACAGCGACAAGAAGAAGAAGAAGGCCGACAAGAACAACUACGUGGGCCAGGUCUACAUCCCUGUCGGCGCGGUCAGUGGACGGCAGUUCGUGGAGAAGUGGUACCCGGUGAGCCUGCCCAAUCCGGGGAAGGGCAAGGCGCCGGGGCCGAUGAUCCGCAUCAAGGCACGGUACCAGAGCAUGAGCAUCCUGCCCAUGGAGCUCUAUAAGGAGUUUGCGGAGUACACCACCAACAACUACAUGCUGCUGUGCUCUGUGCUGGAGCCCGCGCUCAGCGUCAAGAACAAGGAGGAGAUGGCCUGCGCACUCGUCCACAUCCUACAGAGCACCGGCAAGGCCAAGGACUUCCUGACAGACCUGAUGAUGUCAGAGGUGGACAGGUGUGGCGAGAACGAACACCUGAUCUUCAGAGAGAACACACUUGGCACCAAAGCCAUCGAGGAGUACCUCAAACUAGUGGGACAGAAAUACCUACAGGAUGCACUGGGUGAGUUUAUAAAGGCUCUGUAUGAGUCGGAUGAGAACUGUGAGGUGGACGCCUCCAAGUGUUCGGCGGGGGACCUGGGGGAACACCAGAGCAACCUGAAGAUGUGCUGUGAGCUGGCCUUCUGCAAGAUCAUCAACUCCUACUGUGUGUUUCCACGGGAGCUGAAGGAGGUGUUUGCGUCGUGGCGACUGGAGUGCGGUAACCGGGGGCGACCGGACAUCAGCGAGCGUCUGAUCAGCGCGUCGCUCUUCCUGCGUUUCCUGUGUCCGGCCAUCAUGUCGCCGUCGCUUUUCAACCUGACGCAGGAGUACCCUGAUGACCGCACCGCCCGCACACUCACGCUCAUCGCCAAGGUCACGCAGAACCUCGCCAACUUCACCAAGUUUGGUAAUAAGGAGGAGUACAUGUCCUUCAUGAACCAGUUCCUGGAGCACGAGUGGACCAACAUGCAGCGCUUCCUGCUGGAGAUCUCCAACCCUGAGACCAUCUCCAACACGGCCGGCUUUGAGGGCUACAUCGACCUCGGCCGAGAGCUGUCCACCCUGCACUCACUGCUCGCAGAGGUCGUCUCACAGAUGGACCAGACUUCAGCCUCAAAGCUCGGCCCAUUACCCAGAAUCCUCCGGGACGUGCACACAGCGCUGACCAAUCCGGCGGGUGUUCAGAUGAUGGCACCGCCCGAACGCAUGCCCUCUCCUCCCGCCCCCAGCUGCAGUAUCUCCACCGGCCUCCAGAAGAUGGUCAUCGACAGCGACCUAUCAGGCCUGGUGGACUUCACUCGUCUCCCGUCCCCGACUCCUGAGAAUAAGGACCUGUUCUUUGUGACGCGCGGUGGGGGCAUCCAGCCGUCUCCAGCCCGCAGCUCCAGCUACUCCGAGUCCAACGAGCCCGACCUGGGCCUGGGCACCGGGGGCAAGAGCCUCUCCAUGGUGGACCUCCAGGAGGCCUCCCGCAGCCUGGACACUCCCCAGGGGAACAACUCCCUGGACGGGCUCGGCGUGGAGGAAGGAGCUCUGGUGCCCUGGUCCGGCCGCACUCCCCAGGGCAACCACCAGGGGGGGCCCACGCUGCGCAGGCUGGGCCAGUCGUCCAUAGAGGGGGCGCCGGGUCGGCCGGCACAGCUGCUCGCCCCGCUGUCAUUCCAGAACCCCGUGUACCAGAUGGCGGCCGGCUUGCCAGUGUCGCCUCGAACCAACUCGGGUGGAGUCGGCGAUUCCGGCUCGGAGUGCCACAGCUCCGUCAGUUCCCAUAGCAACAACGAGGACGCCGUGACGGCACAAACUGGCAAACACGGGCUGGCCAACCACGCUGCCGGGAGCAGUGGAGGGGAGGAGUUUGGCGGCCGCCGGUCGGGGGAGUACACCCGGCGACAGCUGUCACUCACCGACUCCCAGCACCAAUCAGGAGUGCCGCGGCAGAACAGCGCCGGCCCACAGAGGCGAAUCGACCAACCGCCACCUCCGCCACAUGGCGCGACCCGAGGCCGGACCCCACCGAGCAUGCUCACUUCCACCCCCUACCCACGGCCGUCCAGCGGCAGCGUGAUGUCAUCGUCCUCGCCUGAUUGGCCGGGCAGCAGUGGGGCCAGACUACGGCAACAGAGCUCCUCCUCCAAAGGGGACAGCCCGGAGACCAAACAACGCGAACAUAAACAGGCCCCUCCCCCAGUGAACCCCAGUGCUUUGGACCGCACGGCGGCUUGGCUGCUGAAUAUGAAUGUGCCAUAUUUAGAGCAGGAGUCAGAACCCAGCCACAGGGACGAGCACACACACCCCGACAAGUACGCGGCGGAGGUGUGUGUCCUGCAGGACAAGCUGCGCUCCUCGCUGCAGAAGCUGGACGAGGCCGAGCAGCGGCUGAAGGAGCAGGAGGAGCAGGCGCAGAAGAUGCUGCUGCAGUACCAGAGCCGGCUGCACGAAUCCGAGGACCGACUGCGCAGGCAGCAGGACGACAAGGACCUGCAGAUGAAGGGCAUCAUCAGCAGAUUGAUGUCAGUGGAAGAGGAGCUGAAAAAGGACCAUUCUGACAUGCAAGCUGUGAUUGAUUCCAAACAGAAGAUUAUUGACGCACAGGAGAAGAGGAUAGCGUCUCUGGAUGCGGCUAACGCGCGGCUCAUGAGCGCCCUCACGCAGCUGAAGGAGCGCUACAGCAUGCAGACCCGCAAUGGCAUCAGCCCCACCAACCCCACCAAGCUACAGAUCACCGAGAACGGAGAGUUCAGAAACAGCUCCAACUGUUAACCUGCUCACACACACACACACACACACACACACACACACACACACACACACACACACACACACACACACACACACACACUAACCCCACCAUACUAUAGAUCACAGAGAACGGAGAAUUCAGAAAUAGCUCAAACGGCACACACACCACACACACAACACACACACACCUCACAUACAUACACUUAAAUAAGUGCAUGAUCAAAACGUCAUCAGUCUCACGAACUCUAAAAACUACAGAUUACUGACACAGGAGGAUGUAGGAAUAGCACACAACAGUACACAAACACACACCACCACCACCAACAACAAUAACAACAGCAGCAACUACAGCAGCAACAACCUAAAACUGCAGUUUGAUUGAAAAGGGAUAGUUCAAGUACAGCUUCAGAAGAUCGCAGUCAAAACACAUGCAGAAAUCAAAUACACACACACACAGAACUUUGUGUAGAUAUCCACUUUUGCCAGGUGUCAGUGGACAACACUCAGACAAUCUGAUUGGACAGACUGCAUUGGACAGACCCCAUUGGACGGACAUUACUGGGUGGACCGUAUUGGACAGACUGCAUCGUCAUGUUUUGCUCGGAUUCAAGAGGAGGAGCAUUCGCAUAGACAUGCUGCUGUCACCUGGGACUGAACCACUAUACAGCAUAACCAUAACCACACACACACACACACACACACACACACACACACACACACACACACACACACACACACACACAUCUGGCCGCAAACAUUUUCCCUCUUCCUUCUCCUCUUUUCUCUCUUUCCCUCUAUCUGUCUGUGCAAUCGCUCCAAGCUCAUUUGACUCUAACGGACUCUCCUUCCGACUAAAAACAAGACGGUCAUCACGUGCAAUGAUUCUAUUUGUCCGUUUAGAGUCCAAACUGAUUUGGGCUUCAUUAACCAAAUAGGACUUCUGACUGCUAGUCUCUGGCCCAGGCCCCAAGGCAAGCCCCUUACCAAUGCGACCUCCCCUUGACUCCUUGUGUCCUUUCGAGUGCACUUCUGUGUGUCUGCCUUCAUAGUCUCCUCAAGUCCUCCAACUUUGUGCACUUUGCGAAAAGCUCUUCAGUAUGAGAAGCCUUAAAAUGAAUGGAUCGUCCCUCCUCAACUUUUACUUCAAUCAGCAAAAAACUAUUUUUUAACAUAAAUAUACAGAAAUUAUAUUAUUAUACACUACAUAAUUUAUCCCGGAAAAUAAAUUACAUCUGAGAUAUACAGCAUAGUUAUAUAUAAAAUAUAUUACAGAAUCUACAAAGCUGGUAAAUGUAUUGGACUGUAUGCAUUUGAAAUCAGUCUGUUCCCAGGAAAAGAGCAGAAAUGUACUUUGUGAUGUUUGAUGUUCACCCUGUCUGGGUGUUUCUAUUUUAUUUUGACUUUUAAUUGUUAUUUUUAAUUAUUUUCCUGAUGGUCAAGUCCCAGGUCACUGCUUCAUGUGCACUUAAUGGACACUAGGUCCUGUGGCCUCAGGAGUGCACACUUCAGAAUGAGUGCUCUUACUUGGGGGAAGGUGUAGUUUGAGCGUUCUUUGGGUCAAUUUGUCUGUUAUGUAUGUAUGUAUGUAUGUAUGUAUGUAUGUAUGUAUGUAUGUAUUGUUGUUUUAAUUUACUUUUUAAUUAAUAUCUCUCACCCCUUGUUUCUACUCCUGAAUGUGGUCUUGUUUGCCUAUGAAAGAGAGAGAGAGAACUAAUAAAAUAAAUAAUCAUCUAACAAGCAUUGUGGCAGUAUGGCCCCCUAGGGGAUGGGAGGGUGAAUGUCGCUACAGCACACGCCCGUAGUGGUCUGCUGUGAAGCUCCCCCUGCCCUGGUCCCAAUGCAGACUCUAAAGCCCACCAAGGACCCUAGAGAUAGAUUGCUAUCUCAAGUUGAAAACCCAUCACUCCUUCCACACUCUUUCUGUUCUUUUCUUCUCCUCCUCCUUUACCUUGCCUUCACCCCUCUCUCAUUUUCUUAAAGACUGUGGAUGCUCAGCCUUCAAUGUACCCAACACUGAUGUGAGUUUGCCACAUUGGAUGUCCAGAAGUCCACUCCAAAACCCAAACGCUAACGUGGUUUUGCCAAGUUGCCCCCAUCCCUGCCUCCUGUGUUCUCACGUGUCCGCAAGACAUUUCAGCAUUUUUACUUUGUAUAUUUUUGUAUUGUAUUUUUUUUUUUUUAUUAUUGUUAAUACGUACAAAACAAUCAGCCAGACAGAGAACCAGUGGACAAGUGCAUGCCUGUUGGUCAGCUUGCAGUGAGCAGCUGACCGCACUGUUGCCAUUUGAAUUCCCCUGUUGCCAGUGAGGACAGUGUGUGUG